Molecule: messenger RNA, 1000 nt
Organism: Salvia miltiorrhiza (redroot sage)
Lineage: Eukaryota; Viridiplantae; Streptophyta; Magnoliopsida; Lamiales; Lamiaceae
Product: zinc finger BED domain-containing protein RICESLEEPER 1-like
Exons: 4
Coding region: 1-678 (225 amino acids)
Molecular function (GO): protein dimerization activity; DNA binding
Source: RefSeq, a predicted model, not a curated record
AUGGUUGGAGCUAUGAAGACUAAAUUUGACAAAUAUUGGGGAGAGUGCAACUUGUUGAUGGCUAUUGCUGCUAUUUUAGAUCCGAGGUGUAAGAUGACGGUCAUUGAGUAUUGUUUUCCCAAAAUGUAUUCCAAAGAAGAAGCUCGUGAAAAAAUCAAGAAAGUCAAGGAUGCAUUAUAUGAGUUGUAUGAUGAAUAUGUGGCGGACAUGUAUUCUGAUACUUCUACACAAAGUGAGCAAAUCAUUGACAAUACCGAUCGCAGAAGUGGAGUUAAAGUAGCUUCGGGCUGGUCCGAGUUCAUUCAACAUGUGAAAUCUGCUCAAACUAGUAAGCCACAACAGUCAGAGUUGAGCAACUACUUGGAAGAGGGAUGUCAUAUUUGUGAAGAUAUGUCAACUCCAUUUGAUGCUUUAGAAUGGUGGAGAACGAGUGCCUUGAAGUAUCGUAUAUUAUCUAAAAUGGCUCGUGAUAUACUAGCUAUUCCCGUCUCAACUGUGGCAUCAGAAGCUACUUUUAGCGCAGGGGGUCGAGUUAUUGAUGCAUAUCGAGCCUCAUUGAAUGCCGAUACAGUGCAAACAUUGAUUUGUGGAGGAGAUUGGUGUCGUAGUCUUCAUGGUGUGAAGAGAAAAAACAAAAGUGAGAAGAAACCUUUGGAGAUUAUGCUGCCCAUUCCUUGAAAGUUUGAUGUUGCUACUUUGAUUAUCAAUGUUGUGGCUGGAAUUUAUGCUGGAAAUGUCCCACUUGUGCAGGUGUCAGAAUAUGUAUGGCUGAAGUUUGAUCAUGGUUGGUGUUGCCGUGUUGGUACUGGAGAGACGACUUGGUGUUGCCGAUUCGGAAGCUGCAAAUUUAUAUUUUUAUGUUGUAUUUCAUUUAAGACUUGUUACUUUUCGAAUUUUUGAUGCCUUUAAACUAUUUGAAAGUGCAUUUUUAUGCUUUCGAUGUUUUUGGAUAUCUAAGAUUUGUUAUAAUUGAUUUGGAGAAAGACUUUUGGUGAUGAAA